AUGAAGAAUAGGCAAGUGAUUCUUUUAGUUUUUGGAUAUCUGAUCAGUUUAUGGCAUAGCACUUUUGCGAAUGAACCGGUCAAUGUGACGAAAACAUUUACAUCUAGCCAAACACUCUUUGCUAAUCCUGAACGAGGAUGGAUUACACAUCGAUUUGCGAAUGAUCUUUAUGGAGUUAAUAGUCUGCGCGAAAGUGCUGAAAAAGUAUCAUUAGUUCUGAUUAAAAUUGACAUAUCAGCUUACAAGAAUAGUUCACAUAUUGGACAGAGUAAACUUAAUGAAAUUCGUUCAGCACUCAAUACUUGUCGUCAACAAGGUUUAAAAGUUAUCAUGCGUUCUGCUUAUUCUUGGGAUUUAGUUCUUGCUCCAGAGCCAAAAAACAUUGAAACUGUUAAAAUCCAUAUUAUGGAUAUGAAACCAAUUUAUUAUCAAUAUGAAGAUAUUAUCGUUGCUGUCGAAAUGGGUAUGUUUGGACCAUGGGGUGAAAUGCAUUCAUCAUAUUUUAGCACUACUAACAC
Rotaria sp. Silwood1 is the source of this 518-nucleotide messenger RNA. Lineage: Eukaryota; Metazoa; Rotifera; Eurotatoria; Philodinida; Philodinidae. The record is from the annotation of a GenBank genome assembly.